Mycena citricolor is the source of this 2644-nucleotide messenger RNA. Lineage: Eukaryota; Fungi; Basidiomycota; Agaricomycetes; Agaricales; Mycenaceae. The record is from the annotation of a GenBank genome assembly.
CUCAGCUGUCUGAUAGACUCACUUUAUCUCGGGGAUCAGACGAAAUGCACGCCUAUGCACACUUAGCCGACCGAACCAGUAUAGCCGUCUGACCAUCUUUGCACGCGACCACGAGAGCUGAGCCCGCGAUAUCCGCUAUUGAGAACUCGCCAAGGUUCUUCUCCUUAUGUUCUGGGCUUUAUCCUCAUAAAGACGCGUGGAAGAACCUCCGCCAUUUCCACGACAACAGUCGACCCAUAUGUUGACUAGUCUUCUGGAGGCGAUUCUUCUUAUUCCCGCGUGCUGUGUUUCCGGACGCAUGCUUUGCGAUAACGCAGAUGCGUCCGGCUUAUAUGCAGUGUGUAACCGAAGAGACUCUCCUCGCUGCUCGACACCAUGUUGUGGCUCCCGGCUCUCGCUCUCGCUCUUGCUCAGAUCUCGGUGGCGAAACCGGUUGUGAACAAACGAUGGGACGACAUGGCAGUGAAGCACGCGUGGGCGGAGGUCCCCAGCGGAUGGGAGUACCAUGAGGCGCCGCCCGCAGACCACCUCAUUGAGCUGCGUCUCGGGCUCAAGCAGGACCGCAUCGAUGAGCUCAUCGAGGCGCUGUACCAAGUCAGCGAUCCGUCGCACGAGAAGUACGGCCAGCACCUGUCGAAGGAGAAGGUCGACGAGCUCGUCGCCCCGCACCCUGACUCGCUCGAGGCCGUCGAGGCGUGGCUCCGGCACCACGCGAUCGACCCCGCCUCGGCGCACUUCCGCUCCGGCGGCGGCGAGUGGGUCACGUUCCACCUGCCCAUCUCCAAGGCCGAGCAGAUGCUCGGCACGACGUACGGGGUGUACCGCCACGCGGCCUCCGGCUCUGACGUGGUCCGCACGAUGUCCUACUCGCUCCCCCGCGAGCUGCACAGCCAUAUUGAUGUGGUCACCCCCACGACGUACUUCGGGACGAUGCGCAGCAUGCGCGCGACGAGCUUCAUCAAAGCCGGCGCCCCAGUCGUCGAGACCGACACGGCCGCCGAGGAGCUUGCGCUGAAUCCGUUUGCGGUGCCGUCCAGCUGCUCGAGCACCAUCACCCCUGCCUGCCUGCGCGCGCUGUACAAUACCGCUUCAUAUGUUCCCAAGGCUGCUGCUACCAACAAACUCGGCGUCGCCGGAUAUUUGGAGGAGUUUGCCAAUGACGCUGACUUGCAGACAUUCUUCAGGCGAUUCCGGACUGAUGCCACUGGCGGCACGUUUACUCACGUGCAGCUCAAUGGAGGUCUGAACACUCAGUCGGACCCUGGAACGGAGGCUAACCUCGACAUCCAAUACACCGAGGCGAUAUCGUUCCCGACUCCCAACAUCUACUACAGCACCGGUGGAUCCCCUCCAUUCAAGACCGAUUCUGCCACUCCUUCCAACUCCAACGAGCCUUACUUGGAUUGGCUGAACUUUAUCCUCAACUCGACGACGAUUCCUCAGACUUUCUUGAUGGGAUCAUUCGAGACCACGAGUUACGGUGACGACGAGCAGACUGUACCCAUGGACUACGCCAUCAGUGUUUGCAACCUGUUUGCGCAACUGGGUGUCCGAGGCAGCAGCAUCAUGUUCUCGUCGGGCGAUGACGGCGUCGGCGCCGGCACCUGCCGGACCAACGACGGCACCAACAAGGUCCUCUUCCAGCCGGCGUUCCCCGCAUCGUGCCCCUUUGUCACGACCGUCGGCGGCACCUUCCGCGUCAACCCGGAGGUCUCGGCGAGCUUCUCCGGCGGUGGAUUCUCACGGUACUUUGCGCGUCCGUCGUACCAGAGCACGGCCGUGUCCAAGUUCGUGACGGGACUCGGCACGAAGUUCGCCGGGCUGUACAACACGACCGGCCGCGCGUAUCCCGACGUAGCCGCGCAGGCGGAGAACUUCCAGGUCGUUAUCGGCGGCGGAGUCAACUCGGUGUUCGGCACAUCCGCGGCGUCGCCGACCUUCGCAGGCGUCGUUGCGCUGCUGAACGACUUCCGCCUCUCGCAGGGCAAGGCCCCGCUGGGCUUCCUGAACCCGCUGUUCUACGGGACGGCGGUCUCCGGCUUCAACGAUAUCACCUCCGGAUCAAACCCGGGAUGUGGCCAGACUGGCUUUACGGCGGGCACUGGCUGGGACCCGGUCACUGGUUUGGGCUCGCCCGACUUUUUGCGUCUGCAGGCGCUUGUGUAGGGAGCGGGGCAUGUAAGUGUCGUAUUCUAUGUAUUGUACGACAAGAAGAUUAUAUAAAUGUCGGUGUCUAUCCGGAUCGACCGGUUCGUCAGGUUUUGCCAGUUCAAGUCUACACGUGAUCUGGCGCGACGCAAGAGCGCAGAUUUUGCUGGUCUUUAGCCAUUCAUCCUAGGCCCAGACUCCAUUCACACUUUUUCGUGUUCCAUGGCGGCUAGCCGCUCCUGCUCCAUCACAAUACUCGAGAACCGGCUCCGCGCGCGUAUCCGGGGGCCGUAGAAAAACAACACAAACGGGAUGGGGACCAUGACCGUGGCGAUGAGCGCGAACAUGGUGUUGGCCCACGUGUAGCCGAGCACCGCGAACAUGUGUUUCGUGAACAGCGGGAACACCGUGCCGAGCAGAUUCCGGCAGAGGCUCUGCCCGGCGAGCGCGGAGGAGGCAAAGGGGCCGUAGCAGUCUGCGAGGUAGGAGAACACGG